UGAAAAAUAAUAAAUUUAGAUUCUUAGCACAUGAAUUUAAACCGCUGUUGUGUCUUGGUUAACCUGCACAGCCGCUACUGAGCUGCAGACCAAUCACCAUUUCUUCAGCAGUGCUCGUCCCACUCAGGGAAUUUGAUUUUUAAUUCAUGAAAAAGCGAGUUUUUUUUUUUUAUUUCAUUAAAGAAUAAAAGGAGAUAAAGAUCUGAUGUAUUUGAUGCAYGCAGCUUCGGUUUGAUCACAACUUUCGCAUUUAUACAUAUCAACGUUGAAACUUUUUGAUAUAYAAAUUGUGGCACCUUUGGCACAUGCUGGGUGAUCUAAAUCGCAGUGUGCAUAUUUUAGGCUGCUGCUUGUGCUCCAAGUUUAGAUUUGAGCUCCAAAUGGCUUGGGCCCAACCUUCCUCUAGCAGAUGAGCUUCCACAGCUGCAUCUUCGUUUCAUUCACAGCCACUCACAACCAGCCCAGAUCCUGUGUGGAGACACCUGGUGGAAACAUCAGUCUAGAAGCACCCUGUGUUCACUGGGCUCUAGUAAAUCAAUAGGCUCACCCGCUGCAAGWGUUGCACAAAGACUAGGGAGGAGGUCAUUUACAUGCAUACAUGGAAAUCUGUUUUGAGCUCUUCAACUGAAAAGAAYGGCCAAAUUUGAAACACUUGCUGGAAAAUUGCAUCAAUUAAGGAGCAGUUCAGUUCCAGUGAUAAACAUAUGCUUCAAAGAACCAAUCAAAGUCUCUUUGAGAUGAAAAGUUUAUGGAUAUAUAUCUUACAGAGGCUUGUCAGAAAGGCUUUCCUUCUGUGUUAAAUCCAAUUCCACAUGAAUCACACAACCUAGUUUCUGUGUUGCCAUUUUUCUGCAUUCAAAUUUAAGCAACGGAAACGGUUCCUCUUAAGUGAGAUGGAAUUUGAAAUAGCAAAGAAAUUCAACAUUUAAAAUAGCAAAUCCUAAUUGAAAUUAUUAGUCAGCAUACAAAAGGAAGGCAGUACAUUUCUCGUUUGUCCUUGGAGAACCAGUCGGAUGCUGCCAGACGGUUCACAGAACAUUUUGAAUGCUAUCAUUUUGCAGCCACUGCACAAUUUUUCACUACUUAAUGUUUCUCUAUCACACAAAAUUUUAACAUAAUAUACCAAAACGUGAGGUUAUGAUGGGACAAAAUGUUGAAAAAAUUCUAACUAUGCAUAGAGGAAUGCUGCUUCUCCAUGUAUGAUUUUAAAUCCAAGGGUCCAGAGUAGACUUGAACUAGGAAACCUAAGUGGUGUGGACGUUUGAUACAACAGCAACAAAGCUGUAAUGUAUUUAUUUUGGUGUUAAGGUGUAAACUAACAAAAGUAUUUCAAAGUCUAUUCUCUGAGCUACAGGAAGUCAAAGGAAGGACUUUCGAACCAGGGUGAUGUGCUCUAUCUUUCGAGUUUUAGUGAGAGCGUAAGCAGCUGCAUAYGUGUGACUUUUUUUGGCAGACCUGUGAAGACACUGUUGCAAAAAUCAAUUUGACUGAAGAUGAAUGUAUGAGUUUCUCAAGAUCAUGAAAACAUUCUUCAGGUGAUGAAAGGUGGAGUUUAAUAUUGUCUUUAUGUCUCUCUUAAGGUUCAGGUCUGAGUCCCUCACUACUACAUUUUCUAGCUGUAAUAGCUGAAGCUGUGCAGUGACUCUUAUGUACAGAUAAUAACUUCAAUUUAGUUUCUUUUCAGCUAAAAAAAAGUCAUUGCACAUCCAUGAAAGAAGUUCUGUUCUUUAAGUAAGAUCAAGUUAAGUACUGUCCUUAAAAGUGACUUAUUUAUCUGUGAUUUGUACCCACAACAAGUUUCAYAUUGCUUUUUAUGCAUGAGAAGUCAAUGGAGAGUUGGAGCCUGGUAUGUUAAGCAGGGACCUCCUGCUUGCAUCUAAGAAAAAGAACAUCAAGUUAUGUCAGUACCACUAAGUCCAUGUAGGAUGCAUUGCUCACACCCUGUUUAGUCUGGUUUAUUUGAACACUAGUUUGUUUUGCCUAAACAGUCUGGUUUGUUUGGGGUGGUGUGAAUGUGCAAUCAAACUCUGGUGCAGACCAGAAAGCACACUCUGGUCCAGUUAAACACCUAAAUCUUGUUUCAAAUGAAGUGAACUCUGGCACGGUUUGAAUGAAUAUGUGAAUUCCAAGUGGAAAGGAGACCAGGAAGUGAAAUACAACCAAAAACAAAUGUGCUAAUCAAGUGCAAGAGUGAGAAAUGGCUCGUGGUUUUUUGUCAAGGACAAAGGAGAAAUCCUACAGCCGCUAAAAUCUGACACCACUCCUUUUUUAUUUUUACAUUUCAUGAAGAAAGGAGAUAUGCUCAGUAUCUUCUUCAGAGGUUUUCGUGUAGCUUCCUUCAGUGGUUUUUGGUGGAGCGUCACCACAGGCAAGGGGUGGGAACAAAUUUUUCAAAGGGUUUGGUUUGUUUGACACAAUAGAGUGUGACAGCGAACUGCACCAGCAGAAAAUGUAACGAAUGCUACAAUUUUCAUCCACAAUCAAAGAGUCUACCAGACUAUCGGGUGUGACAACAACCUUAGAGUGAAUCACAGAUUACCAUGACUUUUCUUUUUCUUUUCUUUUUCUAGCUGGAGAAAUCCAGUCUUCACAAACAGUUGUGUAGUACAACUUGGGGGUGGCAAAAAAAAAAGGGGCUUGCCCAGGGUGCUGUUAAUGCAAGAACCGCCACUGUGAUGCAGCAUGGAAUAAAACCUAUCACAAUAAAUAACCAUAUAAGACAGAUCCACACAUUAAGGUCACGAUAUAUGCAUAUAUAAGAAAAUACAACAAUAUGGCUUUAGAGGUUUCUUGCCCAGCAUUUUUCCUUUUUCAGAAGGUUUGAUACUAAUUCAAAUGCGUGCCCAGAAUUUAAUCGAGCUGAAAUGAGUUCAGCCAGUCGGCCUACUUUUCCCCGGGUUUCUCCACUGACAGGCGGGGAGCAGCAGGGAAACUGAGAGACUAGUCUUUCUCGAUGCAGCCCCGCUGCUGUGCCAAUGCGCAAACGGUCUCCGCCGUUCAGGGAUAGGUCUCCCCCCAAAAUGAGGCUGCGCUCGAAACGAUCAUGCGAUUGAGUGAGUGACGAGCGCGUCAUGCUUGUCUUCCUCCUCCUCUGCUCUGUGCGAUCAGUGGCUCUGUGUUCCGCAAUCCCCCGGGAUACUGUACCGCCCUCGAUGGCUCUGCUAUCGCCGUUCCGUUCGCACUGAAUGGCCGGCCGGAUCGAGGAAAAACGGGGGGAGAGAGCGCUGCGUCUCCUCCUUUAGACCAACGCUCUGCAUCAGCUUCCCAGUGAGGGGCAAACCCUUUGGUGGUGUGCGUAGGCGCGCCAUGGCCCAGACCCUCCAGAUGGCGAUCCCAAACUUUGGCAACAACAUUUUAGAGUGUCUGAACGAGCAGCGACUGCAAGGCCUCUACUGUGAUGUCUCUGUUGUGGUCAAGGGCCAUGCCUUCAAGGCUCAUCGAGCUGUUCUGGCGGCCAGCAGCUCUUAUUUCCGGGACCUUUUCAGCAGCAGCACCAAUGCUCCGGUUGCCAACAGCAACGAGACGAGCCCCACUGUUGUUGAGCUCCCUCCAGCUGUGCAGCCCCAGUGCUUCCAGCAAAUUCUGGCUUUCUGUUACACAGGCCGCCUCAGCAUGACAGUGGGAGACCAAUUUCUUCUCAUGUAUACUGCGGGCUUUCUUCAGAUCCAGCAGAUCAUGGAAAAGGGCACCGAAUUCUUCCUCAAGGUAAAGGUACAAAAAAAAAUGGGAAAUAGAUUUAAUGUUUGUAAACAUCAAGAAAAACAGAUGGGUAGUGACGGCCAAAAAUUAAGCUAAGAAACGAAUCUUAAA
This is a messenger RNA of Poecilia reticulata (guppy), 3810 nucleotides long. Lineage: Eukaryota; Metazoa; Chordata; Actinopteri; Cyprinodontiformes; Poeciliidae. The record is from RefSeq and is a predicted model, not a curated record.